Messenger RNA from Kockovaella imperatae, 1917 nucleotides. RefSeq names its product iron hydrogenase. The record is from RefSeq and is a predicted model, not a curated record. NCBI's taxonomy places the organism in Eukaryota, Fungi, Basidiomycota, Tremellomycetes, Tremellales, Cuniculitremaceae. Gene Ontology annotation, molecular function: 4 iron, 4 sulfur cluster binding. The transcript has 5 exons. Gene Ontology annotation, biological process: iron-sulfur cluster assembly. Gene Ontology annotation, cellular component: cytosolic [4Fe-4S] assembly targeting complex. The coding region runs from base 1 to 1917 and encodes 638 amino acids.
AUGGCUUUCUCAGGCGCAUUAACCAUCACCGACCUGGAUGAUUUUCUGACCCCUUCGCAAGCAUGUAUCAUCCCCGUUAGAGGAAGUGUCCCGGGGAAGCAAGAUGAUGGAUCGACCGAGAUUCAAAUCGACGACUCGAAUACAUACUAUGAAGUAUCCACAUAUCCCACCUCCAGCGCUGGACCUUCUUCAGGUUCAGCCAAAGCUCUGGGCAAGAAGGCUCUGGAAAAGGCAGAAAUCAACUUGAAUGACUGUCUUGCUUGCAGUGGCUGCAUAACUUCCACUGAGUCUAUGCUCAUCACUCUACAAUCGCAUAACGAAGUGCUGUCCUUCAUCUCCGAAUCUGCCUCUUCCACCACCGCUGUCAAAACACCAGUCUUGUCGAUAUCUCCUCAGACCCUCGCUUCCCUGUCGACGUCAUACGCCUCGUCAUCAUCCACUCCACCUAUUCCCCUUCUGAUACUCUUGCGCCGUAUCCGCUACUUCAUGGCCACCAGUCAGAAUGGAAAGUGGAGAACGUGGGAUACAACGUUUGCCCGACACCUCUCGCUCCGAGAGACUGUGGCGGAGUUCCAAGAACGUCGUCAGUGGUCCGCCAAAGGGAAGGAGGUGGCAUGGGACAGCUCUAGUCCAGAACCUGGACCUCUGCCUGUACUCGCUAGUGCAUGUCCUGGUUGGGUCUGCUAUGCCGAGAAGGCGCAAGGGGAUAUGCUCCCUUUGCUGAGUCAGACGAGGAGCAGUCAAGCAGUCAUGGGAGGUUUGGUCAAAACUUGGUGGGCGAAGAUGAUGGAUCUGAGUCCGUCCGACAUUUAUCAUGUCACUGCUAUGCCGUGCUAUGACAAGAAACUCGAGGCAUCUCGAUCUGAUUUUUAUUCGGCAGCCUACUCCACGCGUGAUGUCGAUUGCGUACUCACGACUGGCGAACUAGAUUUGCUUCUUUCAGAGCUAGGAUUCAACCCUUUCACGCCGUCUCCUGAGGAGCACAUGACCGAACUCGAUGCGACAAGUCUCGCUGGCUCACCAUGGCCGGAACUGCUCAACCACCCCGGUUCAAGCUCUGGCAGCUACCUCGCAUCGAUCAUUGACCUCGUGGCGGCCUCCCAUCCUUCCCCAACUCGACUGGUCACUCGCGAGAUUCGUGAUUCCACGGAUAACGUUGAAUACCUCUUGGAAGAAGUAUCGUCGGGUGAGAUCAUAUUCAAGGGGAUCAAGUGUUAUGGUUUCCGAAAUCUUCAGAAUCUGGUCAGAAAAGUCGGAAAAGAAACUGGACUAGUGAAAAGCGUUCGAACAUCAAGCAAGCUUAGUGCGGCGUUGGCUGCUCGGCGUCGGAAAUCUCGCAUGGCUCGAGGUGGCGAAAUCACUUCCACGCCAACACCUAUCGAUAGCGAUGCCGAAUCAUUGACAGUACCCGCAGUCAAGGAUGAGAAAAAGGUCGAUUUCGUCGAAGUCAUGGCUUGUCCUUCUGGUUGUGUAAAUGGUGGAGGACAGAUGAAACCCGUGUCUAGCGUCGCGCGGAAGGUCUUAGACGAAGAAGGAUACGAGCGACCCCUACCGGACGACGGGACGGAUCUGGGGAUGACCGUCGAUUCUGGGAUUGAGAAACUCCCGGAGGACAGUCACGAGGGUACGAGAUGGAGCACGAAAGACUGGGUCGCCAAAGUUGAAGCAGUCUAUUGGAAUGGAUUGCCGACGCCUCCACCAUCUCCAAAGGCUGAUCCUGUGGAUUUGACAGUCCAGAGAGGGAAGACGGAAAGCGAGAAACACAAGUUGGCGGAUGAGCUAGCACAUCAGGUUAUCAAUGAUGUGACGGGCAAUGACGCUGCUGCAAGAUGGGAAUUUCUCCGCACCCGAUUCCGCAAGGUCGAGGGCGAUGUCCUGAGUAAUGGAGGAUUGACCCACGAGGCUGUUAAGUGGUGA